AUGCUUGCAUGCACUUGCAUUAGUGAGCUCAAAACAAGAGCUUCGUCUGGACGCCUGCCACCUUCUUCUGUCACACUCAGAGCUCCCCAGGGAACAGACCGAGGCAGUGUGUGUGUGUGUGUGUGUCACUCGUCCUCCUCUUCAUCGCAGUUCUCCUCUUCCUCCGACGAGGAACUCGACGACGACAUGCUGGACGUUAACCCGAGCCCAGGCUUUGACAGCAUGUCCCUGGGAAGCAUCGGCUCGUCGGUGCUGGACAGAGACUUCGACAUGCACUUCGAGUCCGGGGCUUCUCAUUUCGAGUUCCCCGACUACUGCACGCCGGAGGUGAGCGAGAUGAUUUCAGGGGACUGGCUGGAGUCCACCAUUUCUAACUUGGUGUUCACGGCUCACGUGCUGAACUAGGGAAAGUUGAGGAAAUACGCCUGAGGAAGAACACUGAGCAGAAGGGAUAACAGACAAGUGUUUGUUUGUAAAAUAAGCCACAGUGUGAAGGCUCCCGCCCGGCAACGCGCUGAAAAACAAAAGCU
Molecule: messenger RNA, 530 nt
Organism: Sinocyclocheilus anshuiensis
Lineage: Eukaryota; Metazoa; Chordata; Actinopteri; Cypriniformes; Cyprinidae
Product: transcription factor SOX-4-like
Exons: 2
Coding region: 1-405 (134 amino acids)
Source: RefSeq, a predicted model, not a curated record